Messenger RNA from Plasmodium cynomolgi strain B, 2631 nucleotides. RefSeq names its product replication factor C subunit 1. Gene Ontology annotation, biological process: DNA repair; DNA replication. The transcript is spliced from 2 exons. Bases 1 to 2631 code for a protein of 876 amino acids. Gene Ontology annotation, molecular function: ATP binding; ATP hydrolysis activity; DNA binding. Lineage: Eukaryota; Apicomplexa; Aconoidasida; Haemosporida; Plasmodiidae. Gene Ontology annotation, cellular component: nucleus; DNA replication factor C complex. The record is from RefSeq and is a predicted model, not a curated record.
AUGAGCUUCAAAGGAAAGAAACUCUUUGAUGAUGAUAGCAGCAGCGAUGGGGGAAGGAAAAGAAAGCGACUGAAAAAAGUAUCAAGUAGUUUGUUUGAUAGCGACGAUGACGAUAACGAUAACGACAAAGAUUUGUUUAGCAAAGGAGAAGAGACCAACACAUCUCAAUCCAAAAGUGUGGUCGAAAUUAAGGACGAUGACGAUUCCGAGCAGCAGGAUACCUACUACACCACAGGAACAUCGUCCAACAAAUCACUCCCCAAAAAGUCGUCAAGCAAACCCAUGUACCAUGACAUAACGUCCUACUUCAAACCAAGUUCCAAAAAAAUGGAGGACCAAACUGUGGCAGACACAGUGGGAACUAAACACAAUGUGAAGGGAAAUGCACGAGAAAACACAAGUCUCUUCGAUUUGGAGAGUAAAAAAUUUAAAAAGGAAGCUCCUCAUACGAGCACCGGGCUGAAGAGGGAGAGGGAAGAAGACCUACACGACAUGAUAGACGAACACAAGUAUAAAAAAAAACACACCUCUCCAGGGAAUGGAAAAACCAAAGAAGAAUCAGACUUUAACAAUAGCGGAGGGAGUACCACAAAGAAGAAAAAACUCACCUCCAUGUCCACCAUGGGUGGAAAUAACAACAGGGACGAUACAGCCAACAAGUUCGACUACCUCCCUUUUCAUAACCUCAAAUUUGUGUUAACAGGAGUGUUUAAAAAUUUCUCUCGAGAUGAGUUACAAUCCAAAAUUAAAGAACAUGGGGGAAGCGUUAUGUCCGCUGUGUCGUCAAAAACGCAUUAUCUCAUUCAUGGAGAGUAUUUGGAAGACGGCCGAAUGUACAACGAGGGAAGGAAGUAUCAGAAGGCGUUCGAGCUCCAGAAGAUGAGCAAGUCCAUUAUUAAAAUUUUGAAUGAGGAGGAGCUGCUACAGAUGCUACCGCAGGAGAAGGACCAAACUCCCAAGGGGGGAGACGCGGGUCACGGGAAGGAUGAUCACGACCCAUUUGAAAAAAGCCAGCAGAGCGACUUCACCAAGAUUAGGAGCGAGAGUGGGAAUAGCGGACGUGGGAACAGCGGAAGUGGGAGCUAUAAAAGCGCAGUGCAGAGCGAGAAGAAAAACACACCCAACUCCGGUGCUCCUGCGGAUCAAAGCAAAAUCCUGAAUCAACUCUGGGUGGAGAAGUACAGACCAAAAAAUCUGAACGAACUUGUAGGGAACAACCAGAAUGUGCUCAAGUUAAAAAAUUGGCUAGCUAGCUGGGAUGAUGUAUGCAUAAAGGGGCUCAAAAAACAAGUAACGAAAACAUUUAGAGGAGUAUACGAAAAUGUGAAUGCCAGGUGUGCCCUUUUGAGUGGCUCUGCAGGAAUUGGAAAAACGACAACUGCAAAAAUUGUGGCAGAGAGCUCCGGAUAUAACGUUAUCGAAUUUAAUGCGUCUGAUGAGAGAAACAAAGCAGCGGUAGAAAAAAUCAGUGAAAUGGCCACCGGGGGAUACUCCAUUGCUUCUAUCAAAAGCAAAAAAUUGACCAAAACCUGCAUAAUUAUGGACGAAGUGGAUGGUAUGUCUAGCGGAGACAAGGGAGGCAGUGCAGCCAUCUUAAAGAUGAUCGAAAAAACAAAGUGCCCAAUUAUCUGCAUAUGUAAUGAUAGACAGAAUAGCAAAAUGAGAACACUAGCCAAUAAAUGCUACGAUUUAAAAUUUACAACUCCAAAUAAAAAUAGCGUAGUGAAGAGGCUACUCGAAAUAUGUAAGCAAGAAGAUAUUAUGAUGGAGCCAAACGCAUUGGAGCUUCUAUGGGAAAGUACAAAUGGAGACAUGAGACAAAUGCUGAACGCGUUGCAGUUACUCUCCAAGACUGAAAAUUACACCAAUGUAUUUAAUGAUAAUGAUAAAUCUGCUAGCUCAAUAAAUAAAUGGAAUGCCUAUGCCCAAAUAUCACAUGAUUUAGCUCUAGCCGAAAGAAUUAAAUACAACAUGAAAACGACAAUGGAUUUUUCUCUCCUUCCUCACUUCUCUAUUCUCUCCUGUGUAUGUCCUGUCAUGAGAAUAAAAAUGCUAAAAUCAUUUAUGUCUGGCCGAAUUAAUUUCCCUUCCGCUUUUGGAAAAAUCUCCACCUUCAACAAAAAUAAAAGGCUACUAAAUGAAGUAUGCUUUAACAUGUCCUAUAAACUCAAUGUCUGUCCAAAACACAUGGUUACUUCUGGAUUUUUAAAUUAUAUAUAUGCUCAGAUUAUUUCUCCACUCCUAAGUAAUAAUAUCCCCAAAGCGAUCCAACUUAUGGAAGAAUAUAAUGUAACUAAGGAAAUGAUAACAGAGAAUAUCCCUUGUUUGAGAUUACCUACACAGGAAAAUUUGUAUGAUAAAUUGGAUUCCAAAGUUAAGGCAUCCUUCACUCGGCUCUACAACGCUUCCCACGUUAUAAAGAACGAUCCUAACAGCAUGCGCAAGGGACUUAAAUCAACUGAGAAGAAGAGUUCCUUCAAACUUAAUGAAUACGAAUCUGAUGAGGACAUAGAUGAACUCAGUGAAUCCAAGGAGGACAAGGAUGACGAUGUACUGGUCAAGAGUAAGGUGGAUAAGAAGCCUGCCGCCAAGGGAAAGGCCACCCCUCGCUCCAAAACCAAGAAACGCUGA